AUGUCAUUUAAAAUAUUACAUCGGCCACAGCCAUUUUCAGACGAUUUAGAUCAAGAUGUAGAAUCAUUUUUUGAUAAUUAUGAAUUGGCUGCUAUUAUAAAUGAGUGGGGCGACCACAACUCAACCAUAGAUAAUAUAGAAAAUAACCUGAGAAAGUACGAGUUAUCAAUAUUAAUCAGAUCAAAAGAUGAUAAAGGCAAUAAAGACACUGAAAGGUUAGAAAAGGAAAGAGAUGUACUAAAAAAUCACUUACAAAAAUUAAGUAUGGGACAAUUGGAUAUAAAUAAUAGGAGAAAUGAUGCUGGUAAAAAAUUGAGAAAGGAAUCUUUAACGUCAUCAAAUAUAAAUAAACUGAAUAUACAUGAAAAUAAAACUUGCGAAACAAGAAGUAUAAAUAGAUUAUUGAGGCAAUGUGAAAAAGGACCACAAGUACCAGGCGAUGGUGAUUUUGGAGCACACGCUCUGGCACCUACCGCCUUAAGAUUAUCACUUAUUGAACAAACUGAACUUCAAAGACAGGUUGAUGAAUUAUUACAGGCAGGAUUAAUUGUUCCAUCUAAUUCUUUUUACGCCAGCCCAGCAUUUUUAGUAAAAAAAACAGACGGAACAAAAAGGUUAAUAAUAGAUUAUAGACAAUUAAAUAAACAGGUACCACACUAA
Sipha flava (yellow sugarcane aphid) is the source of this 660-nucleotide messenger RNA. RefSeq lists its product as uncharacterized. Bases 1 to 660 code for a protein of 219 amino acids. The transcript is spliced from 4 exons. The record is from RefSeq and is a predicted model, not a curated record. NCBI's taxonomy places the organism in Eukaryota, Metazoa, Arthropoda, Insecta, Hemiptera, Aphididae.